AUGACGACGGAAACCGCCAAAUCGGUGUUCGCCGUCGAGGGACACCCGUGUUUCAAGUACAAGCUCAAUGAUCCAAAGGCGUUUUGGAACGGUGCCGGUGCCGGCGUCGGCAUCGCCGGCAACCACCAGGUACUGCAGGCCACAGCUUCCACCGAACGGUUUUGGGAAGAAGAACCGGAGGAGGAGAUCAAGCGGAAAGUGCAAGACGCCAAGAUCAAAUUUCACAAGGACAGGCAGCUGCAGGUCAAGCACUUGCCCAGAAACGUUAGCGAAGAGGUGAGUAGUGUGUGGAACGCAGAGUAA
Macrosiphum euphorbiae (potato aphid) is the source of this 303-nucleotide messenger RNA. The record is from the annotation of a GenBank genome assembly. Lineage: Eukaryota; Metazoa; Arthropoda; Insecta; Hemiptera; Aphididae.